CUAGUCUAUGAAAGGUGUCUGUUAUCUGUACCCUAUAUUAUGUUGAAGUCGCUGUCUGGACUGAGGACUCUGGAUACUAUGAAUUAUGAUAUGAUCUCUAUGAACAGUGGAUCGGUAUACUGGUGAGGCGGGAGAAUGGCUUUGGUAAUGGGCCUGGCUUUGCACCAGGUAUUCUCCAUAAUUUUGCUUCUGAGAGUGUUGUCAGUGUUCCUGGUGAAAACGUGGUACGUCCCAGACGAGUACUGGCAGACUUUGGAAGUGGCACAUAAGCAAGCUUUUGGAUAUGGAGCAUUGACUUGGGAAUGGCAGAAGGGUAUCCGAAGCUAUCUCUACCCUAGUAUUGUCUCUGUGUUCUACACUCUUUUGAAGUUUGCUUCAUUAGACUAUCCAGAAGUUGUGGUUGCAACACCAAGGAUCCUUCAAGCUAUUCUCAGUGCUAUUGCAGACUAUCGUUUCUAUAAAUGGACAGGCGGGCGCAAAUGGGCGCUGUUUUUAAUACUCACAUCAUGGUUCUGGUUCUACUCAGCCAGCCGAACAUUAUUGCAAACAUUUGAAACAGAUUUAGUUGCUAUUGCUCUGUCUGUCUUCCCUUUUAAAACGGGAAAAUUAUCAUAUUAUGAACAAGAGGACAAUAGAUGGAUUUGGCUAGCCGUUUUAUCUGUGUUCAUUCGACCCACAUCGGCACCGCUAUGGCUCGUCCUCGGCAUGUACAACCUGUUUACUACCAACCAGGGAAAAUUUCAUUUUUUUAAAAACUAUGUGCCAAUUAGUCUCAUAGCCGGCGGAAGCUUGGUCGCUCUAGAUACAUACAUGUACGGAAGAUUGAUCAUCACACCCUGGGAGUUCUUUAAGUUUAAUGUGCUGCAAGAUAUCGGGUCCUUCUACGGAACGCAUCCAUGGCAUUGGUAUUUGACUCAAGGUAUACCCGCAGUGUUGGGAGUGACCUUCCCUCUCGUACUGUGGGGUAUCAUUUCAGUGCUUCGAAGACACAAAGAGAACAAAAUUGGGGUCGUCUUGUUGACCGCCGCCGUCGUUCAUUUGGGAAUUCAUAGUUGCAUCGCUCAUAAAGAGUUCAGAUUCGUCCUGCCUCUGCUUCCCGUCUUGCUGUAUUUGGCCCAAGACGUCGUCGUCCCCUGGAGCAGGAAGGCCGAAAGAUGGCAACUGUACGCUCUGGCGGCGGUCAUCCUGCUGGGCAACGCCGUCCCCGCGGCCUACUUCGGCUCCGUGCACCAGGCAGGCACCACGCGGGUGAUGGCCCUCCUGCGGGAGGCGAUCCCCGACAACCGCAGCUCGGUGCUGUUUCUGAUGCCGUGUCACUCCACGCCUCUCUACAGCCACUUGCACACCAACGUGUCGGUCCGCCACCUGGACUGCUCGCCGCCUCCCCCGGGCCGCACCUUCGAGGCCGAGGCUUUCUUCAACAAUCCGGGCGCUUGGUGGGCCGAGGAGUACUCCGCCAGGCGGCCACCCGCUCUGCUCGUGAUGUUCGACGCGCUCCGGGGCCGCGUCGAGUCUCUGCUCGAGAACCGGUACCGGCUCAUAGGCGACCUGCCGCACACGCAGUUCCCGUCCGGCGAGGUCGGCGCGAGCGUGCUGGUGUUCGCGCGAUCGGAACCGGCGGAGCGCGGCCGAGCGUAACGUCGUCGAGUUCACGUCCCUCGCAGCAUUCAUAGACAAAAUAGACAAAACUAACAAUAUAAUUAAAAAUGUCUUCCCACCUUUGACGCCAUUGCUUUUAUUUGCCGACAUUUCGUGUGCACUUUUUGGUGCAGAUUUAAGCGUAGUCUUCUUCGACCGGUUCGUCGCAUUUGAACGUAUCGUACAGAUUUUUGUAGCGAAAUAUUUCUCUAUGACGAUAGAUAUUUUUAUGAGAUAUAUGCGCGACGUCAGGUCGGGCUAGAAAUCCUCGACCGUACCCCGCCCGGUGGCACUCGCCCAAUGCCGAAGCGUCCUUCGGGACGGACUGCGGAACGCACUCCUAGACUCGCGAACUUCUCGCGCACUUUAAUCAUUACUUUAAUUGGCGAAGGUCGAAUGUUCAGGUAAUAGAGAUAGAGCGCCUUUGAAAUCGUCGAAUAUAAAUAAAGAAUAUUUGUAAUGACGAUGAUGAUUAUUGUGAGAUGAGGGUAUUUUCAUUGUACAAAAUAAUUCGAUUCGUUUAUUUACUAUAUAAGAAGCCGAUUGUAAUAGAGUAAUGAAAUAUAUUGUGUGAUUUAGUAAAAAUACUAUUGAAUCGGAUUUGACAUGAUUUUUGCAAUUUUAAUAAAGUUUAAUAGAAUAAAUUUUUGAGACAAUUUUUGGGAAUGCCAGUGUGGUUUUCUGUAAGUAAACGUCUUUUUGAAAUGUGUGAAUUUUAUUAAAGAUUUUAUUUUUAA
Messenger RNA from Pieris brassicae (large cabbage white), 2375 nucleotides. It is a transcript of the gene PIG-B, whose product is annotated as GPI mannosyltransferase 3. Gene Ontology annotation, cellular component: endoplasmic reticulum membrane. The record is from RefSeq and is a predicted model, not a curated record. Gene Ontology annotation, molecular function: alpha-1,2-mannosyltransferase activity. Bases 136 to 1638 code for a protein of 500 amino acids. The transcript has 9 exons. Gene Ontology annotation, biological process: GPI anchor biosynthetic process. Lineage: Eukaryota; Metazoa; Arthropoda; Insecta; Lepidoptera; Pieridae.